Chlamydomonas reinhardtii is the source of this 936-nucleotide messenger RNA. RefSeq lists its product as uncharacterized. NCBI's taxonomy places the organism in Eukaryota, Viridiplantae, Chlorophyta, Chlorophyceae, Chlamydomonadales, Chlamydomonadaceae. The record is from RefSeq and is a predicted model, not a curated record. The coding region runs from base 208 to 528 and encodes 106 amino acids. The transcript has a single exon.
GCCAUUAGCAGCUACGCACGUGCCGUCACCGCAUUCAAAACUUGCGUGUGUCUCGCUUCUUCGCUUGCCUGCCCAGCUCUGAGCCAAUAGCCCUCGACCCGCGGAGCCCGGAAGCGAGCCGACUCGCUCGCUGCAGCUCAAGGCCGCUUCCUGCUUUUAGCUCCUGCGGCGCACAUACUUUUAGCACUCCGCUGCACUCCGCUAAUAAUGGCCGAUCGCGGCGCCGCUCCCGCCGGCGGGACGACCGCCGGCGACGGCAGGACCCGUGUACCGGGCACCGCUCUGGGCUUCCACCCACACCAGGGCGGUGAUGGCCACACCGCUGCAGCUGGAACUGGCGGCGGCAGCAGCGGGACCGAAACUAGGACUGGGGCAGGGGCAGGGGCUGUAGCAGCCCCCGCGAGUGAUGAUGCUGCCGCCGGCGCUGUAGCCGAGGAGCAGAGCUACAGCCCGCCGGAGGUGCUGGUGGGUGUCAUUGAGCGCGGGCUGCAGCACAUCAUGAGCCCGCGGCGGCAGGAGCUACCGUAGUAAUGGCAGUAGCUAGUGGCAAUGGCAGUAGCUUGUAGCGGUGGCUAGUGCUGGCGGGUGGCGCACUGGCGCUAGACGCGGCCUCAGCCCUCAGGUCGCAGGCUCUCCUUCCGCUUGGCAAGGCCCUGGGUUGCACGACAGGCUUGUAGGCUGCGCUGCUAGGCAGCAGCAGUACAGCGCACAUGCAUACCGUAUCUGCGUGUAUGCGCGCAGAGGGGCCGCAUGAAGUCAUGACUGAUCAUGCCGCCCUAGGGGCACUGGGCCACUUUGCUGUCGAUGGGCCUUAUUAUAAUGCAUUGAAUUGGAUUGCGUAAUGCAGGGCACAUGCCCCAUGCAAGCCGGCAAGUUGACGUUCGGUUUCGCUGUCUAAGGUUUGAGAGCUUCAUUCUGUGACACGAGUAAUGAGCU